Molecule: messenger RNA, 1600 nt
Organism: Xylona heveae TC161
Lineage: Eukaryota; Fungi; Ascomycota; Xylonomycetes; Xylonales; Xylonaceae
Product: FtsJ-domain-containing protein
Exons: 1
Coding region: 33-1133 (366 amino acids)
Biological process (GO): cytoplasmic translation; tRNA methylation
Cellular component (GO): cytoplasm
Molecular function (GO): tRNA methyltransferase activity
Source: RefSeq, a predicted model, not a curated record
AUUAACGGUUUACGACCCCACCAUUUGUCGCCAUGGGAAAGUCUUCAAAGGAUAAGCGUGAUGCUUACUAUAGAUUGGCAAAGGAGCAGGGAUGGAGAGCUCGUAGCGCCUACAAGCUACUGCAGCUGGACGAGGAAUUCAAUCUCUUCGAAGGUGUUACGAGAGUGGUCGAUCUUUGCGCAGCACCGGGCAGCUGGAGUCAGGUCCUCUCGAGAGUAUUGAUCAAAGGCGAAAAGUUUGGCCGCGCAGGGCUGGAGCACAAGCAAAGCAGAGAAAAUGCAAUCAUCUAUAAUCCCGAACAAGCCAAUAACGAAAGCGAUCCUCUUUCAAAGCCUGCCCCGCGCACAGAUGUGAAGAUUGUUUCAAUCGAUCUUCAACCCAUGUCCCCGCUAGAGGGCAUUACAACUCUUCGUGCAGAUAUUACACACCCUUCCACGAUCCCUCUUUUGCUGCGGGCACUAGAUCCCGAGACCUACGACCCCGCUUCUUCUUCUGGAUCUCAUCCUGUGGAUUUGGUUAUUUCCGAUGGAGCGCCCGAUGUUACAGGAUUGCAUGAUCUCGAUAUUUACGUGCAGAGUCAGCUGCUGUGGGCGGCACUGAAUCUUGCAUUGUGUGUCUUGAAACCAGGAGGGAAAUUUGUUGCCAAGAUUUUCAGAGGCAAGGACGUGGAUGUCCUGUUCGCCCAGCUCAAGACAGUGUUCCGCUCUGUCAAGGUGGGCAAGCCGAGGAGUAGCAGAGCUAGCAGUGUAGAAGCCUUUGUGGUCUGCGAGGGUUUCUGUCCUCCCGAGGGCUUCAAGGCAAGCCUCGAGAACCCAUUGGGCACGGAGAAGACGCUAUCUUCAAAAGCUGCUGAGGAAAUUGAGAAGGAGCCGAGAGGUCAGGCAAGGACACUCAGACCUGACGGGAUCACGGAGUUGGACCUGGGCUCAGAUGCGCAGGAGGACAAUCGAUGGGUUGCUCCAUUUUUAGCUUGUGGCGAUUUGUCCGCGUAUGAUGCCGAUGCUACGUAUCAUUUGCCAGAGGGAUGGCAAAGCUUGGAUCCAGUGCAGCCUCCUACAGCACCUCCAUACAAGAAAGCGCUGGAAAUGAGGCGAGCAGCCGGCGGAGCGUACGGCAAGACGACCAAGGGGUGAAACCAGUCUUCAAAAAUGAAUAAUGUCAUUCGCGUUUGAUGAUCGAUUAACUUCCGUCAUGAGCAUUCAACAAACACUCUGCGACAUACAACGCCAGAGUGGGGGAUGAUUGUGCAUCUAUUUGAUGGCGCUCAUUGAGGUUACUCUGCCGAAGUUGCAAUAUAGUUGCUGCUAUAUCUCCUCAUGUGCGUGGCGUAUAUUUCGCGGCAAAGGAGUCUCGGGGAACGGAUCAAAGACUUUCUACAGUGGCAUGAUCGAAGUCCCUUGGAAAUACACCAGAUCGUGUGUGCGCUCUACCAAAAAUCGCACGAGAACUGGAUGUCUUUGAAAACGAUCUAAAGAUUGUGUAUAAUUUUCUUUGAACAAAAAGCUUCCUGCAGCAACAUAUGCCUGCACGCUCUGAUAUUAGCAUGUAGAUAUCCGUAACGCCUUAGAACAAACGAUCUAAUGUACAUAUAUACAACAUA